Messenger RNA from Oncorhynchus nerka (sockeye salmon), 3717 nucleotides. RefSeq names its product phospholipid phosphatase 2-like. Bases 1041 to 1820 code for a protein of 259 amino acids. Lineage: Eukaryota; Metazoa; Chordata; Actinopteri; Salmoniformes; Salmonidae. Gene Ontology annotation, cellular component: plasma membrane. Gene Ontology annotation, biological process: phospholipid dephosphorylation; signal transduction; phospholipid metabolic process. The record is from RefSeq and is a predicted model, not a curated record. The transcript is spliced from 11 exons. Gene Ontology annotation, molecular function: phosphatidate phosphatase activity.
CUGUCACACAUCUCUACACACUGUCUACACAGAGCUCUGUGUCUUGUGACUCCGAGGACACCGUUCGUGGUGGCGGACCCCUUUCUAAUGAGGCGUGUUGAGUUUUGUUUACACAGGCAAGACAACCUUAUAACCCAUAUCUCAGGCCAAUGAGAGGGUUCAGAUAGGCAGACUCGGGGUGCUGGAGGUAUAGGGAUUCACCUUGACUCAGGCUUGACAACAGGAGUCUGGCACUAGUGGCUCUUCUUGUAGUGCUUCAUAUUUGCACUGCUUCAGGUCUCUCUCUCCCCUUGAAGCUGCCCACCCCAGUCCUCCCAAGCUCCAGUCUGUCAGUGGUGAAAGGCAGACCCAGAUGCCUGAAGCUGCAGUGGACUACAAAUUCCAGCUUCCCUGUGUCCAAGAACCGUAUCUCCUCUGGUGCUCUGGUCUACUAGCUGCUGGACAGCACAAAGGAGCAGUCCCCACCCAAGAGUCAGGUGAAAUGCUCAGUCCUGUGGUACUGAGGGUUUCCAGAAUGCACUGCACACAGGUGACUGCAAUGCCCUAAGUAUGUCUGACACUUCCUGUCACCUGACCCUACCCCCACAGAGGGCGUGUGGCCGGAGCUGUGCUACAGCUAGACUGAGGCCUGAGUAUGGUGCAGUGACUGGGUAGGAGCUGUCAGUACAAUCCUACACCAGGCAAGGAGCCCGCUCUGCUGGCCCAAAGGCAGUGGUGCAGAACCUGAACAGAAGUUGUCCUGCAGUGGGAGUCUGUUCCUCUGGGGCAGAGGUAUGGCUUCAGCUGCAACUACAGCCUCUACGUCCAGAUUGAAGAGGAAAUCUUGAGGUUGUAGUUACACCAGGAGAACAGCUGUGGUACCAGUUGAGUGGUUUGUCUGGACUGUACAGGAUCCACAUGGAAGGAGUCCUGCUGGUCCAACGGCUAGGGCAUUGAUUCAUUGGACACCAUCCUGCUGUGUUCCAUUCCUGCUGUGCUCACUGUCCUGAUACUGCUGACCUGCCUACAUUGGAGACAGAGCCGCUCUGCCCUUCCUCAUCAUGACUGUUGUGUUCCGGCCCUACCUGAGGGGUGUGUACUGUGACGAUGAGGACAUCAAGUACCCCCUCAAACCUGACACCAUCACCCACGGCUUGCUGGCUGCAGUCACCAUCUCCUGCACUGUCAUCAUUAUAUCAUCAGGAGAGGCCUACCUCGUCUACAGUAAGAGGAUCCACUCUAACUCUGAGUUCAACGGGUACGUGGCGGCACUCUACAAGGUGCUGGGUACCUUCCUGUUCGGGGCAGCUGUCAGCCAAUCACUGACGGACCUGGCCAAGUUCUCCAUCGGACGCCCUCGGCCCAACUUCAUGGCCGUCUGCAACCCCAAGGUCUGCAAAGGCUACGUGCUGGAGAUCAACUGCACCGGCAAUCCUCGGCACGUCACGGAGUCCAGGCUGUCCUUCUACUCCGGCCACUCCUCCUUUGGGAUGUACUGUAUGCUGUUUCUAGCUUUGUAUGUCCAGGCGAGACUGAGGGCUAAGUGGGCAAGACUCCUCCGGCCCACAAUCCAGUUCUUCCUUGUAGCCUUUGCGGUGUACGUGGGCUACACCCGCGUGUCUGAUUACAAGCACCACUGGAGCGACGUUCUGGUGGGCUUCCUCCAAGGCGCUCUCAUCGCCAUCCUCAACGUGCGCCACGUAUCAGACUUCUUCAAGCAGCGCCCUCCCCGCUGCUCCAGCCAAGAGACGGCUGAGAGCGAGGAACUGGAGCGCAAACCCAGCCUGCAGAUGGCCGAUGCAGAGCACAACAACCAUUACAGCUACCCAGGGCCUGUGUGAGAGUGGCCAACCCAGGGGCCCCCAGACUAUGUCAACCACUCUCACCACAAACUCCCACAAACCACUGGGCUGAGUGAAGGGGCUGCACACAAUACCAGAACCAUCUAUGGCCUGAGUGCACCAGCCCCCUUCCGAAGACAUGACUCCCUCUCCCCACGAAUGGGAGAGGACUUUUGUUUUAAUCAUGAAUGUUUAUCAUGGUUGAUGUUCACAAACAUUUGUUUUGUAUGUUUUUUUUUUUCAACUUUAUUUUACACAAUAGAUUAGGAGAGAGCACCAAACAUUCACAUUAGAAAGAACGAGACUGUUCUGAGGAGAUUAGUUUUAGUGCACCUUAGUCGGAGGAGUAAUCUGAUUUCAGUGGAAGUUUGGGAUUGAUAUGUUGAAUGUUUCACCUAUGUGACAUGGAGUGCAGAGAGUUAGAAAUGUUGUUGAUUGUGUAAGCUUUCCUUGGAUGUUCCAGAGUGAUAUACCACUAGAUCACAAACAAUCACUGCAAAAAUUUGGCAUAAAGAUUUUAGAAUUUGGAAAUGAGAAAUUCAGCUUUUAGCUAUGCCAUUCUGGCUUCCCUAUUUUUUUAUAUAUAAAUGUUUUAACAGUAACAUUGCUCCUUUGGUAUGAAUUGAAGGUAUUUGGAAGGGCCUUCUAAUUUAUUUUCUAUUAUAAACUGGGUGGUUCGAGCCCUGAAUGAUAUCAUAUAUCAGACCAUAUACAAUGGGUAUGACAAAACAUUUAUUUGUACUGCUCUAAUUAUGUUGGUAACCAGAUUAUAAUAGCAAUAAGGCACCUCUGGGGUUUGUGGUAUACGGCCAAUAUAUCACGGCUAAGGCUGUAUCCAGGCACGCUGCGUUGCAUAGUGCAUCAGAACAGCCUUUAGCCGUGGAAUAUUGGCCGUAUACCACAUCCCCUCGUGCCUUAUUGAUUAAUUAUAGAUUACUUUAUUCUCACGGUUGGAAAUGUCUAUUAAACCAGCGCUGUUCAGCUAUUUUGCAAUCACGAUCACCCCUGUUAGCCACUAUGAGCCACAAAUACUGUAUCUUCUAAUAUUGUGACAUUUUUCAUACUGCAUGGAGAAUGUGUGUAAAUAUGCAUGUAAGUAUGUUUUUUUUUCUCACAUGUACAUGUUCUCUGGCCCAUAUCAAACCAGUGCCUACCUGGACUAGUGCCCUUUAAGAUUGCCACAAAUGGAUCAGAUUCCAAGUUCACAACGCAAACCAGAUGCCUUAACAUGAGCCUUUAAGGGUUGUAAAGAUACAUCUUACCAUUCGAGUCAUUUGUUGCAAGCUGUUAAUACUGUUCUGUGCAAAGUUCAAAGAUUGGACUGGACUGAUUGAGCUCAUUUGUGAAGAAGUGCUCCUGUACACUGACUGUCCGGCCUGGCCCUGCUUGGCACAGGAGGACUGACGACAUAUCAGUCAGCUGGUAGUGAUUGUGAGGCUCAGAGAGCUGACUGAGAAGUGACCUGUGACUGUGGAAUGGCAAGGGCCUCCUGCGGAGACCUGGUCCCUACGGACUUCCAGACUUUUAAAAACUGCUUUGAAUUCCAGAAAUGAGAACCACCUGGACCAGCUUCAGUGAAGUGUUGUUGUUGUGUAACGUCUCAGCUGUGUAUUACUGAAUCCCCAGACCAAAUUUACCCAUGAAACAAUGGUAUGAAAAUGUAAUGGUGUUUGAGUCACCUCCAGGUUUCCAUCAUAAAAGGCACUCGGUUAGCCUUGUUCUGGGUGGUGUGUGUUUCAUUUGUAAUCAAACUAUUUCCAUUAGGAUUGGUGCCUUCGAAUAGGUCCUGGUUGGCCAUUCUUUGUAUGUCCAACAUGAUGCUGUUCUGUACAUUCAUCUAGCCAUAGCUGUUUAUGUAUACACAAAAGGACUCUAAAUAAAUACCAAAUAUACAUGA